This is a messenger RNA of Anopheles cruzii, 1710 nucleotides long. Its product is annotated as facilitated trehalose transporter Tret1-like. Gene Ontology annotation, cellular component: membrane. Lineage: Eukaryota; Metazoa; Arthropoda; Insecta; Diptera; Culicidae. Bases 70 to 1614 code for a protein of 514 amino acids. The transcript is spliced from 5 exons. The record is from RefSeq and is a predicted model, not a curated record. Gene Ontology annotation, biological process: transmembrane transport. Gene Ontology annotation, molecular function: transmembrane transporter activity.
UAGCCGCAGACCUUAGUAUUCGCGAAACGCUAGCAGCAAGCGCUGCGCAGGACACCCAUUUUCCCCAAGAUGAGCGGAAAGCAUCCUUCGGAGAUGGAAGCCGCAUUGACGGAGAAAUCCCCUUCGAAAAGUCCCAACACCACAGUGCUGACAGAACUAACGCGUCACGCUGCUAUGAAGCAGAUUGUAAUGGCCGUGGUGGCCAACAUAACCAUAAUUUCAUCAGGGAUGGGCAUUGGAUUCCCCUCCAUUGCUAUGAUUGAGCUGACCAACUCUACGUCGUCGGUUGUGCUCUCAGAAUCGAAUGCCACUUGGUUUGCAUCCAUCACAUCAAUCAUGUGUCCGUUCGGGGGUCUUCUUUCCGGCUAUCUGCUGGACAAGGUUGGUCGUAAGAAAACGUUGUACUUUAUCAACAGCAUAUCGAUCGUGUCGUGGGCCAUUAUGUCAUUUGCCAGCCGAACGGACAGCACUGCCCUGUUUAUCCAGCUUAUCGUGGCCCGUAUUAUUAUAGGUAUCGCGAUAGGCUUAUCUAGCACUCCUGCCUCGGUGUACGCCGCGGAGGUAGCACAUCCCAACCUGCGAGGUCGCUUGACACUUCUAACUGCUUUCUGUACCGCAAUCGGAAUGCUUAGUAUCUAUACGCUCGGCUACUUGUUCAAGAGCGACUGGCGAUUCGUGUGCGCUAUAUGUGGUAUCUUCACGGUCGUUUCACUACUUACCGUUCUGCCCCUGCCUGAAUCACCGAGUUGGUUGGUGAGCAAAAAGCGGAUGAUCAAAGCAGAGCGGUGCCUGAAAGUAGUGCGUGCCAUCAAGGAGGAUAACCAUCCGGAGAUUCGUGCAGAGCUGGAUGCACUCGAAGACAACAUUGCGCGCUUCCGGUCAUCGCAAACUAAAAAGUCGAAGAUAGAUCAGUUGAAGAAGCCAGAAGUUUACAAACCGCUCGCCAUCAUGUGCACGUUCUUCUUCUUCCAACAAUUCACCGGUAUCUUCGUUAUCAUUGUUUACGCUGCUAGCUUUUCCAUCGAGGCGGGUGUGGCCAUCGACCCCUUCCUGAGCGCCGUAUUCGUUGGUUUGACCCGCGUCGUUACCACCGUACUGAUGUCUUUCAUAUCAGAUAAGUUUGGACGACGGCCGCCAGCACUGUUUUCGGGCUUCGGAAUGGCAUGCUGCAUGUUCGGCUUGGCGCUGUGUGCCAUAUACCCCGUAAAGGGUACAACACUCGGUUGGGUUCCGACCGUUCUGUUGGUAGCAUUUAUUUUCACUGCCACCCUAGGCUUCCUGACAUUGCCAUUUUCAAUGAACGCCGAAGUUUAUCCCACUAAAAUCCGCGGUUUUGCGUCGGGUCUGACGAUCUUCUUUGGCUACACUAUGUCGUUUAUCAUUAUCAAAGUGUAUCCUUCGUUGGUUGAAACGAUAGGCAAUGCGAACGUGUUCAUCAUGUUCGGCUGUCUUUCGGUGCUCGGCAUUGCGUUCGUUUACUUUUUCUUGCCGGAAACGAAAGGGCGCACCCUUGAAGAGAUCGAAAACCGCUUCCGCGGCACGGGGGUUCCUGGCAAGGAGGUUGAAAUGACAACGAUUCUGAAGCCAACUAAAAUGCAAAAUGUAUCGGGGUAGCCACUUGUAAACCGAUACCAGCGACCAAAACUUACGCGAACGAACAACUCAUUCAGACGAAGAACUGUGAUAAGGCGCCUGUACAUUAUUGAUAAU